Molecule: messenger RNA, 402 nt
Organism: Malassezia globosa CBS 7966
Lineage: Eukaryota; Fungi; Basidiomycota; Malasseziomycetes; Malasseziales; Malasseziaceae
Exons: 2
Coding region: 1-402 (133 amino acids)
Cellular component (GO): mitochondrial matrix
Molecular function (GO): disulfide oxidoreductase activity
Source: RefSeq, a predicted model, not a curated record
AUGCGCGCGUCUCCGUCGCUCGUGCGUCUGCUUUCGACAGAGACACGCACCAAGAUUCAAAAUGCCGUGAAAGAGGACCCCCUUGUCGUGUUCAUGAAAGGUUCGCCUAGUAUGCCGCAAUGUGGAUUCAGCCGUGCCGUGCUCCAAAUUCUCCAGGUGCAAGGCGUGAACCCUGACAAGGUUGCGACGUACAAUUGUCUCGAGGAUCAGGAACUGCGUGACGGCAUCAAAGAAUUUAGUGACUGGCCAACCAUUCCUCAAGUAUACAUUAAUGGCGAGUUUGUCGGCGGUUGUGAUAUCAUGCUCAAUAUGCAUCAGACGGGCGAGCUCGAAAGCACUCUUCGUAAGGCAGGCCUCCUUCUUGAGCCGCUGGACGCCGACAAGUCUUCGUCAUCGAACUAA